This is a messenger RNA of Stegostoma tigrinum, 4580 nucleotides long. It is a transcript of the gene mmp11a, whose product is annotated as matrix metallopeptidase 11a. The transcript has 8 exons. Gene Ontology annotation, molecular function: zinc ion binding; metalloendopeptidase activity. Bases 74 to 1549 code for a protein of 491 amino acids. Lineage: Eukaryota; Metazoa; Chordata; Chondrichthyes; Orectolobiformes; Stegostomatidae. The record is from RefSeq and is a predicted model, not a curated record. Gene Ontology annotation, cellular component: extracellular matrix. Gene Ontology annotation, biological process: extracellular matrix organization; collagen catabolic process; proteolysis.
GGCAGGACUGAGAAACAAAGCCGUGGCGGGGUAUAUAAAAGACAGAUUGGAGUGAGGGGCUCACUCAGUCAGGAUGCUGGUCAGUUGGGUUACUGUGACUUUGCUUGUGUGCAGCGGCGGUAGCAGCUCACUGCCUAUUCCCCGGGAACGGGACCAGCAGCAGCGCCGGGGCAGGAGUGAGGAACUGAAAUUCCCCAGUCUAAAGCAGAGGCCUGGGAGAUGCCAGUUACAGUCCCACCACAAAGAUCUGUUGCAACCAAUUGAACGUGCGUUUCACAACACUGGGGGUACCUCAACAUUCCUUAACCCUCGCCGCUGUGGUGUUCCUGAUCUACCAUCUGGGAAAAAUAUUCAGCAUGGCUCCAUGAAAAGGAAACGACGCUUUGUGCUGGCAGGAGGACGGUGGAACAAAACCGACCUGACAUACAAAAUAGUGCGAUUUCCUUGGCAACUCAACCAAGUAAAAGUAAGACAUGCUAUUGCUGAAGCAGUGAGAGUGUGGAGUGAUGUAACUCCUUUAACGUUUACCGAGGUACAAGACACCAGUGCUGAUAUUAUCAUUGAGUUUACACGGUAUUGGCAUGGAGAUAAUCUGCCCUUUGAUGGCCCUGGAGGGGUGUUAGCUCAUGCGUUCUACCCUCAAACCCCUCAGGCUGGGAAUAUUCACUUUGACUAUGAUGAACUGUGGACCACUGACAGCAACAAGGGUACAGACCUCCUUCAAGUAGCGGCGCACGAGUUUGGCCAUGCACUUGGACUGCAACACUCUAGGAUCCCAAAAUCCUUGAUGUCACCUUAUUAUACUUUCCGCUAUCCACUGAGUCUGGCCGAGGAUGACAGACAAGGAAUACAGUAUUUAUAUGGCAGCUCUCAUGGCUAUGGAGUCAAACAACCAAAUCCGGACAUGGAAAGUAAUGAAUUACCCAGGGUUGACCAUCAUGGAAAUGAGCCAGAUGCUUGUGAGACUGACUUUGAUGCGGUGUCGAUGAUCCGUGGAGAACUCUUUUUCUUUAAGUCGGAGUACGUUUGGAGAUUGCGGGAUGGUCAGCUGCAGCCCGGUUACCCAGCAUUGGCCUCACGGCACUGGCGGGCAAUCCCUGAUCACAUUGACGCAGGAUUUGAGGACUCAUCUGGGAACUUUUGGUUCUUCCAAGGUUCCAAUUACUGGAUCUACGAUGGAGAGAAUCAAGUCUUUGGGCCCAAGUUAAUCUCCGAGUUGGGACUAUCUGCCGUGGAUAUCCAGGCUGCUCUGACGUGGGGCUUGGAGGAGAAGAGGAAGAUCUAUUUCUUUAAAGGAAAUAAUUACUGGCGAUUCGACAUGAACCAAAAUGCUUUGGACAGUGUCUACCCGCGCAGUACUAAUGACUGGCGAGGUAUUCCUGCCAACAUCGAUGGGGCAUUCCAGGACAUGCAUGGUUAUGCCUACUUUCUCCGUGGAAGGUAUUAUUGGAAGUUUGACCCUGUGCAGGUGAAGGUACAGGAAGGAUAUCCACGGCUGAUAGGCCAUGAUUUCUUUGGAUGUGCCUCUUCUCGUCAGUUGUACACAUGACUCUGACAGACAGUCAAGACGAUGGGAGCUACUGGUGGAGAUUCCCAAACUGUGACUUUCCCAUCUACCAUUCACUGGCUCUUUCUCAUUUCCCACUUCCUUUCCUGGAAUUUUCUUCUGAACAAUAAUCCAUAAUUAGUUUGAUUCUUGAGUUGUGGCAAGCUGGAGAAAAAUUUGGCACAAGUGAGCCUCUGUUUGGUCCUCUAGAAUUAAGGUGACUGAAGACCCUACUUAGGGAUAGCUGCCAUUCUAACCUAAAACUGUACAAUACCAACAUGUGGAAAGCCUAAAUACAAUUCAAAAGAAAGCUAAUAUUGGACAGAUAUCUGAUUACUUUUUCAGCUUGGCAGAGCCUAUUAUAUUAUCUGCAUUAGUUGAUAGUUUCUAGGCAGGGACUUAUUUUGAGGAGGGAAAUGCUUUGUCUUUCACGUAAAAUCAUAUCAUCAGGUUUGGAGCCUUAGUGUGAGAAAUAAUUUGACAAUGACAGAAACAUGAGGUGGGAGUGACCUGGGGCUCAGACCCAGCUGCUGGACAGCCACAUUGGGUACUGUGUCUCUAUGUAUACAAUUAUCGAGUACACACUCCCACUGAACAAGUGUCUGUCAGAUCAUCACACUCAUUGCUCUGCCUGAAAUCAGGCAGCAGAAUAGAAAAAGUGAUGAGAGAUAACAGAUUUCCCAUUUUUUCUGCUUAUCAGCUCUCCUGUAUUGACAGGCUUCUUAAAACCACAUCAUGCAAAGAAGGUGAAUUAGAAACUGUUAGCUCAGUGGAUAAUUCUGCUUCUUUAUAGUGCAAUUUGCAACAUUCAUUAGGAUGCAGGUUCACUCCCUAGUGUGUGCAGCUGGAUGUAGCUUCAACUCACAUUUUCUCCAUUAGUGAAUAUACAAUUAACUAUGACCCACUCCAAGCAUUCCCACUUCACAGUUAGAGCACAAUUGAGCAGGGAUUUGGAGGUGAUCCUCAUUCAGAAUUAUUAUAGUGCAGCUGAAGACCACUGGCCCAUCGUGCCUGCGUCAAGUCUAUUAUCUAAAUUGGUUCUAUUAUCUAAUGCCAAUCUCCUACCUUCUCUAUGUAUCCCUGAACACUUGCUAUAAAAACACAUUUCAUUUCCUGUUGAAUACCUCCGUUGAACGUGUUUCCACUUUUCGAGGCAAUGCAUUACAUAACCACACUCCAGUCCUUACUCCCUGUGCUAAACCCCUGCCCUCACUUCAUGUGAUAAGCCUCUAACUGCAUUCCUUGUACUCAGCCCCUGUCCCUAUUCCAUGUAAUAAGCCCUCCCCUCACUACCUGUGCUCAACCCUUGCCCUCAUUCCUUGCAAAAAGCUGCUGCCAUACUCUCUGUGCUCAGCCCUUGCCCUUACUCUAUGUGAUAAGUCCUCACUUCCAUUCUCAGUCUCUUCCCUUGCUCUGUUCGCAGUGCCUGCCCUGACUCCCUACGCUUAGCCUCUGCUCUGACUCUUUGUGCUCAGCCCCGGACUCAAUCCCUGGCUUCAGUUGGCUAAGCCCCUAUCUUCACUCUGUGCUGGAUUCUACCCUCACUCCCAGCCUUCACACAUGCACCAUCAUAUGGGGGUUCUUCAGCAGUGACUAGGACAUAAUCCCCUCCCAGACCCAGGACCAUUAAAUCAUUACAUAAUUCCCUACAUAAAAAAAAACACUGGAUGUCAAAACAAAGACAGAUGGAGGCCAAUUGUCUAGCGAAUCAUAUUCAGAUUAAAUCCUGAUUGACUCCAGAUUGUUUCCGACUGACAGAAGAAGAGCUUCUGUCAAAUACCUAGCAACAUGUUCAGACUUCUGUGAAUUUAAUGGGACCUGGAUAAAGAAUGAGUUAGCAUCCCAUGUGACACAAUGGCCUUUUCUUUUUAACCAUGGAUAUCAGGUCUCCAAAGUAGGAACAAAUGGGGAUUAUAAAUGCUGCAUUUGCCAUCGUGAGAGAAGAUCAGCAGUCAUUUUGGAGAAUUGGCAUCCUCCUAACUGAUCACCUCCAAGCUUGCUAUCCAAUUGUUUUUGAUGUCAACAGCUCUGGAAUCUAGGAUAGUGAUCAGUUUUUUUUUUCUCCUUUAAUCAUUAAUGAGAUGAGGGCAUCACUGGCGAGGCAGCAUUUAUUGCCCAUCCUUAAUUGCCCAGAGGGCAGUUCAGAGUCAACCACAUUGCUGUGAGUCUGGAGUCACAUGUAGGCCAGACCCGGUAAGGAUGGCAAUUUCCUUCCCUAACGGGCAUUAUGAACCAGAUGGGUUUUUCCUGACAAUUGACAAUGGUUUCAUUGUCAUCAUUAGAUUCCUAAUUCCUGAUAUUUUUAUUGAAUUCAAAUUCAACCAUCUACUGUGACGGUAUUUGAACCUGGACCCCCAGAAUGCUAUUUGGGUCUCUGGAUUAACAGUCCAGCAAUAAUACCACUAGGCCAUCACCUCCACCACAUGAUGCAGGUUGGCACUGUUGUGGCAGCUCGCAGGCAAUCUGAAGGCUCAUUGCAGGGUGCUAUAUAGUUCUACAAAAAUGAAUGAAAUGUGGGCCAGCAGCUCCAUUGGAAUGGAUGGGAAACCCUUCCACUACAUCAAGGUUGCCUGAGAUUGAAGUUCUAUCAAUAAGAAAUGUAUCCUCAAGUUCCAGUGGCAUCUAAUCCCUAUCCCAGCACACCCAAGUCCCUUGCUCUCAUGCAAGCUUGCCAGGAGAAAUGUGAGUGAGGUGGAGGUCCUCUUUGAGAUGGGCUGCCUCUCCAAUGGCAAAGGAGCAAUGAGAUUGCCAACUUGGCCUGAAUGGCAAGUACAAUUCUGUUGGAAAGCUACUUGUUGACAAAAGCCAGAAAGUAAAUGAUUGUAUCCUACCAGGGUACAGACUGUUUGGAAACAAAGGGGAAGGUGGCUACUAGGAGAAUGGAGUGCGUAAAAUGUGAAACCUAUUCCGAUUGACUUUCUGAUGGAUUGUGCUGAGUCUCAGACCUGACACUCAACAGCAUUCUCACCCUCCCAAUUUGUCUCUGGACCAACACUUUUUUUUUGUAUUUUUUGACAAUAAAUCAUGAUUUCUA